AUGGCGGGGAUAUCGCCGAGCAUCCUUAUCAUCGUCGUAAUCGUGGUGGUGAUGCUUCUGGCGUCCAUCUCCAUCCACUACUUCAGCCGCAGUCUGUGUCGCCGCUCCUUCUCCUCCUCCUUGGGGCCCUCGGCGCCGCCGCGCCUGCUCGUGGCGGUCCGCAGCUCCGCGGUGGCCCCGGCGGCGGCGGCGCCCGUGGCCGACCAGUCGAAGGAGGCGGCCGCGGAGAGGGAGCGGCUCAUCGGGCGGCUGCCGCCGUUCGCGCUGGCGUCGUCCCUCGCCGCGCUGCCUAGGUCAUCCAGGGACUGCGCCAUGUGCCAGUGCGUGUUCUGCGGCGACACCAAGCUCCGCCUUCUGCCGGCGUGCCGCCACGCCUACCACUCCAGCUGCGUCGACCCGUGGCUUUGCGCCAACCCGUCCUGCCCGUUCUGUCGCGCCUCCUUCGCGCUCCCGUACCCGUCGAGACGUUGCGGUCGAGAAAGCGAUGUCGCGCCUGAGCGGGGCGUGGAGGAACCACUCCGCCUCCACGAACUUGGGGUUGAGCAGGAACUGCAGCUGGUCCAUGUCGCUCGGGUACACCGCGAUGGCGCCCCACCGAGGGAGGCUCGGCCGGCACCGCGGGUCGUCCAUCUGCGUGACUGCGGCGGUCGCCGCGAUCGCGACGGCCUGUAG
Molecule: messenger RNA, 672 nt
Organism: Aegilops tauschii subsp. strangulata
Lineage: Eukaryota; Viridiplantae; Streptophyta; Magnoliopsida; Poales; Poaceae
Source: RefSeq, a predicted model, not a curated record